GACUUGGAUAAAUAUGUUAAAGAAUACUGAACAAUCUUAUCAAUUACAAUGGAAUAAAUUAUUUCAACAAUUAAUUCAUCGUAUUAAUUUAAGUAAAUGGCCAUUAUUAUGUGAAUGUAUUAGUGAAUUUCUUGGUACCACUUUAUAUAUGAUAAUUGGUUUAGGUGUUAUUAUACAGACUAGUAUUGGUCAAUUAAACAAUCAACAUAUAAGUCAAUUAAUGUCAACAUCAAUUGGAUGGGGAAUAGCUGAAUUAACAGGAUUAUUAAUAUCAACAAUUGGUAGAAAACAAUUAGGUUAUAUUAAUCCAUCAUUAAUAUUUGCUUAUUGUUUCAUUGGAAAAUUAUCAUUUCGAUAUCUUCUACCAUUUACUUUAUUUCAAUUAAUUGGAUCAAUAUUGGGUACAUUUAUCAUAAUUAGUGUUUAUUAUGAAAAUAUACAUAUGUAUAAAUUAUCAAUGAAAUCAUAUGAAAAAUUACAAAACAAUUUCACUGGAUCAUUAUUAAUUACUUCACCUGGUGUAUCACAUCAUACCUGUUUAAUAACGCAUAUCUUAUCAUUUGCUAUAUUUACUGGAAUAAUAUUAGUCAUUAAUAAUAAUAAUAAUAAUAAUAAUAAUAAUAAUGAUAAUUAUUAUCUUCCAAAAGAAUUACAACCAAUGUAUAUUGGAAUAUUAGUCAGUGGUAUUAUUGCAUCAUUAUGCUUAAAUAUUGAUAGUGGAUUGAAUCCAAUUAGAGAUUUAGGUGCAAGGAUAGCAAUUUCAUUAUAUGGUUGGGAUAUACAAGCUUUUCAAGCAAAUAACUACUACUUUUGGAUACCUGUGAUUGGACCAUAUCUGGGUGCAGUUAUUGGCUCAUUGUUUUAUGAAUUCACUGUUGGUUUAUGCCUACCUUUGAGUAUUCUAGAUCAUCAUCAACAUGAACAUCAUCUUGAUGAUGGAGAUAUAAUCAACAGCACUGAAGAUUGUUUUCAGAGUAGUCUUGCUGAAGAAAUGAAUGAAGAUUUAUUUGAUAUGACAGAAAUUGAAGAUUAUUUCACAGAUGUUGAUGACUCAUUGUAAUAAAGACGUUUUUUAUAUGUAAAUAUGUAAACAAUCAUAUAUCUGG
Heterobilharzia americana is the source of this 1106-nucleotide messenger RNA. Lineage: Eukaryota; Metazoa; Platyhelminthes; Trematoda; Strigeidida; Schistosomatidae. The record is from the annotation of a GenBank genome assembly.